AUGUUUCGUCUGCCACACGUGACUCGUACCAACGCGUCCGUCGAGGCGUCUCCCCGUUGUUGGCGCUAUUGUCUGCAUGUUGCCUACUAUGGCACUGACUUUGUGGGGUGGCAACGACAGCAACAAGAGGUGAAAAGCAGCUCAGGUCUUGACAGUGUCCAGGAAGUCGUAGAGGCGGCAGUGACUGAGACUCUAGGGGCUUCGCAGCGCGUGAACGUCACGGGGGUCAGUCGGACGGACGCAGGGACUCACGCACUAUACCAAAUGGGGUUCAUCCGCCUGGCCUCAGAGCUGCCGAUGUCGUUGCAACAACUAAAAGACGGGGUGAAUGCCAGGUUAGGAGAUGGUCGAGUGGUGGUGUUGGGUGUGACGAUCCCCACGACGGGACCGGCGCGGAUUCGGUCACGCUACAAGAAGUACAUUUACUACUUGCAACAAGGUGAUCGACCGGAUCUGGAGCUGGGCAAGUACUCUUGGUUCCUUGGUAGAAGACUGGACGUUCAGCGGAUACGUGACGCGCUCGAGUUCUUGGCGGGCACGCACGAUUUCCGGCCAUUCUCACAGGGACUUCAGAGGCCCAAGUUCAAGGAGAUGACGACUUUGCGCACGAUUGUUUCGAUCAAUGUCGUUGUCCGGCGGAACGUGCACUUUUCGCUCGAUCCCGCGGUGUGUGGGAGUGGUGAGAUCAUCGACGCGGCAGACAUGUACCGAGCUAUUCAAUCAAGCAAAGGCCUCACCGCCGAAACGCCCAAUAUGGGCGGAAGCAAAACGGCUGCAGUCGACGAGCUCGAGAAGCUGAAGGUCGAGCAAGCUAGAAGACGCGUGCCCGUACACUUUGUCUGCAUUGAGCUGGUUGCCAAUGGCUUCUUACGACACAUGGUACGACGCAUCAUUGGCACGUUGCGGCCAAUUGGUGAGGGUACCCAGCCACCUUGUCGCAUGCAGCAAGUGCUGACAGGUGAAGUCCCGCCCGGUCCAUCUGCGCCGGCGAAAGCUCUCUGGCUACAUCGCACGUGGCUCACGCAAGAGCAAUACGACUCAGAUCGCGCAGCUGAAGAGUAG
Messenger RNA from Hyaloperonospora brassicae, 1062 nucleotides. Lineage: Eukaryota; Oomycota; Peronosporomycetes; Peronosporales; Peronosporaceae. The record is from the annotation of a GenBank genome assembly.